GCGAUAUCGCGACAAUGAUCCAACCCCACGGGGAAAAUCCCACGGAUUUUCGCUAGAUAAGCAACCGAGGUUACCCCUUAACUUCCGGCGACCAUCCAUUCGUCAGUCCAAUUAUAUCCUAAUGAACCCCGGAAAAGGACCAUUACAUACGUUAUCGUCAUGCCUGCAGUAGAUCUCGGGAGUUGCCUAAAGCCGGCGGAAUGUGACGUCCCCACGAUCGGGUGCCGAUCAGGCGGGUGAGGGUAGAGAGGUGAGGGCGGACCUGAGGCCCGGUGUGAAAUGAUGGGAUUUUCUUUCGCUUUUGGAUUACCAAUUGUUAUGUAAGAAAGAAAACACGAAGAUCAAUUCCACCAGUGACAAUGGCUGUCGGAAUUAAGAUCGUCGCAGGCCUUGCCUUCCAUGUGACGGUUUUCGCUGCGGCCGCUACCGAGCCACAGUUCAAACCAUCCAGAUCACGGUCAACUACAGUCGACCUAUCACCAUUUUACAAUAAUAAAGCAUUCGGUACAUACCCAGGUGAAGCCUCCUUCGAUACACUGGGUCAAUCGUACCCCGCGCCGGACUUGAAUACGCCGUUCUACACCUCAAGCUACACGGGUAUAGUAUACUCAUUCCCGGGUUAUACCGGCCCCGAUGAGUCGGAUAACGUAAUUUGUAGCGGCCAAAGCAUAUCAGUACCAUCCGGUCCGUACUUCUCGGCCUCAUUCCUAGUCUCCGAAGAUAAGGAGGAAGCGACCGUAUCCGGCAAUGUGACCUUCACAUACACCGACAACAGCACAUCGGUGUACGAGUUGCGAUCAUUGGAUUGGUAUAGCUUCUUGACUAUCAAUCGUGGGGAACUAAUUUUCCCGAGCCGUUUCACCGCAACCGGCGUCGACUACAACACGAGUCAUAUCUUUGAGCGUACCGCAUCGCUGAGUCCCGGCAAGCAACUGCGCUCGAUCACUUUGCCUGAAGCAGAUAAUGAGGAUGAUGGGAGAUUACAUGUAUUCGCAAUCUCAUUGUGGGCUGGCGGCUCGGCGGUCAGCGUACAAUCGAUUCGUUCGACUCAAAAGUGGCUCGAUAGCGGCGCGCAGGCAGUCGAGAUUACAAUCAAUAACGCAGGAUCCGAAUGUGUCGCAGGGGAUGGUUUGACGUUUUCUAUCUCGGGAGAUGGACUCGAGACCAUUGAUGAUGGACACCUAAAGCGCUUGUGUCCUGGUGAUCAGAAAAUCGUGACAGUCGGAGUAGAGACAUCAUCGAAUGGGACCGUAAAUGCCUCAGUCAUAAUCAACAAAUGGUCUGUCGAAUUCGAGGGUAUCCAAUUCGGUCUAACCGAAUGGACAACCGACCUCGAUAACAUCGCAAGACACGAAAGUCCAGACUGGUUCAACAAAGCCAAAUACGGAAUUUUCAUCCACUGGGGACCUUAUUCAGUAACAGGCUGGGGAAAUUCAUCUCCCCACGAAAGUUACGCAGAAUGGUUCUGGUGGUACUCAACUCACCACCCCCAAGCCGACUCCUCCGAUUUCUACGAUUAUCGCCUUCGCACCUACGGCGAGGUUUGGGCCUACGACGACACAUUCGCGAAUUUCACCACAUCAAACUACGACCCGAAAGCAUGGGUCGACCUAAUCGCCGACGCGGGGGCAAAGUACUUCGUAAUAACAUCCAAACACCACGACGGCUUCGCCCUCUUCGACACCGGAACCACCAGCAACCGCAGCGCCCUACACCAUGGUCCACACCGGGACGUCCUCGGCGAACUCUUCUCCGCCGCAUCAACAUACCAACCCGCUCUAAAACGCGGAACCUAUUUCUCGCUGCCCGAGUGGUAUAACCCAGACUUCGGACCCUACGGGUUCGACCAAUUCGACCCACACACCAUCCCAGGAACAAACAGUUGGCCCGGCGUUCCGGCUCUGAAUCCAUUUACUGGGCUUAUUGAGCCGUAUGUUGGUUAUAUCCCAGUCGCGGAUUUCCUGACAGAUCUCAUGCUCCCGCAAAUGCAGACUCUGACUAAUAUCUACGGCACCGAUAUAAUGUGGUGCGACUGCGGCGCGGCAAACGUAACCGCGGAAUUCGCCUCUACAUGGUGGAACAUCGCGCGUUCUCAAAACCGGCAAGUAGCUGUAAACUCCCGCUGCGGUGUGCCGCAAGCAGCUGAUUUUGAUACACCGGAAUACGCGCGGUUCAGCACGGCGCAAAGAAGGAAGUGGGAGAGUAAUUUAGGUAUGGAUCCGUAUAGUUACGGAUACAAUCGCGCGACGCCGGAGAAUGCGUAUAUGAAUGCGACUACGUUGAUUUAUACACUUGUUGAUGUCGUGGCUAAGAAUGGGAAUUUGUUGUUGGAUAUUGGUCCGAGAGCGGAUGGGAGUUUGGUACAGGCUGAGGUUGAUAAUUUGCGGGAGGCGGGAGGUUGGAUUAAGACGCAUGGCGAGGCGUUGUUUGAUACGGCUUAUUGGUUUGUACAGAGUGAAAUUAGUGGCGGGCCGGAUGUGAGGUUUACGCAGACGGAUGAGGCGUUUUAUGUGUUGUUCUUAGAACGCCCGGUGGUCCGUGAAGGUGUGGUUGAUGUCCCGGCCCCGGUGCCGAUUCUAGAGGGUGAUGAAGUUAGUCUGUUGGCUAUUGAGGGAGGCGAGGAUUUGGCGUGGAGUGUGGCUAGAAGUGGUGACCAAACCGUCCUCAAGAUCAAAGUUGAUGAUGCACUGUUGGACAAAGAGGAAUUCUGCUGGGUAUUCAAGAUCAGAUAUGCGUGAUUAUCGCGGUAUAUAUGUGCCUAGAUAUGAAUAACUCAAGAUCAAAAGUACCGUACUCCUAGUUAUUUUCAUGUCGGGUAUUCAAAAUGA
Messenger RNA from Hypoxylon trugodes, 2828 nucleotides. Its product is annotated as glycoside hydrolase family 29 protein. Gene Ontology annotation, molecular function: alpha-L-fucosidase activity. The record is from RefSeq and is a predicted model, not a curated record. NCBI's taxonomy places the organism in Eukaryota, Fungi, Ascomycota, Sordariomycetes, Xylariales, Hypoxylaceae. Bases 360 to 2738 code for a protein of 792 amino acids. Gene Ontology annotation, cellular component: lysosome. Gene Ontology annotation, biological process: fucose metabolic process; glycoside catabolic process. The transcript has 3 exons.